Scleropages formosus (Asian bonytongue) is the source of this 4131-nucleotide messenger RNA. RefSeq names its product leucine-rich repeat-containing protein 38-like. Gene Ontology annotation, molecular function: potassium channel activator activity; transmembrane transporter binding; voltage-gated potassium channel activity. Bases 37 to 912 code for a protein of 291 amino acids. The record is from RefSeq and is a predicted model, not a curated record. NCBI's taxonomy places the organism in Eukaryota, Metazoa, Chordata, Actinopteri, Osteoglossiformes, Osteoglossidae. Gene Ontology annotation, cellular component: voltage-gated potassium channel complex. The transcript has 2 exons.
CCCAGUUCCCCCUCUCCCUGCCCCCUCCCCUCGACAAUGUGGCCAUGUGUUCGCUGGCUGCACUCCCUCCUCGCUUUGCUGUGCUCCGCCGUGUUGACCUGGGGGCAGAACUGCCCGGCCGGCUGCCUGUGCCCGGACCCCCACACCGUGGACUGCAGCGGCCGCGAACUGACCCGCCUGCCGGACUCCAUCCCGCUGGACGUGCGCCGCCUCCUGCUGUCCGACAACGGGAUCCCCUGGAUCCCCUCCGACUUCCUGGUGCUCUACAGCGACCUGGUGUACCUGGACCUGCGCAACAACUCGCUGUCGCAGAUCGAGCCGGGCACCCUGAGCACCUCCUCCCGCUUGGUCUUCCUGGACCUCAGCUGCAACAACCUGACGGAGAUCCGCUCGGGCACCUUCCGCGACUCGCGCAGCCUCAUCAAGCUGCGGCUGGGUAACAACACCUUCCUGAGCGUGGUGAGCAAGGACGCCUUCCUUGGCCUCACGUCCCUGCGCGAGCUCGAGCUCGAAUGGAAUGGCCUGUCCUGCCUGGAUGUGGGGGUGCUCAGCCAGCUGCCCUCGCUUCGGGUCGUCCGCCUGGAGGGCAACCCCUGGGUGUGCAACUGCAGGUUUGCCAAACUCUUCACGUGGCUGAUGGAAAACAGGCAGAAGCUUCCAAGCGGAAUAGAGGGCAUGGAGUGCUCCCUCCCCACCAAUGGCCGCAGGGUGGCUCUGAACCAGCUAUCGAAGGACAGCUUUCGCAAGUGCCAGGAGACCCUGACGCUCACGGACUAUCUGAUCGUCAUCUUCUCCGGCGUGGCCGUCUCGGUGGCAGCCAUCGUGGCCAGCUUCUUCCUGGCCUCCACAGUGCACUGCUUCCAGCGCUGGAGCAAGGCCAGCAAGGCAGACGACGAGGAGAGCGACGGCUGAGCGUGGGCGGCCUCACCCCCCCGUGAGCGAACGAGGCAAUCCCAGAAUGCUCUUACCAUGUGAAAUCCCACACGCCGCGUUGGCCCUUCCAUCACAUCAGGCGCAGACGGACGCGUUAGAAAAGGGCCGAACAUGGUUCUUAGGACGCUUGGGCUGUCUGAGAUGGUUCCCGCACGUAAUUCAUCGAGCCAGGCCUUAAGAAACAAACUGCCGGGGAGAGAUUACCCAACACCCUGCCGGCCCCCCGACCCCCCAACAGAGCCUUCCCACAAUUCCUCACACUUUAGCCAUGGACAGUGAACUCACGUACAAAACAUGCGCUUGUUUAGGCUGCAGAGCGGCACCACGCAAAACACGUAGCAAUGCAAAAAUUAUUUGCCGCGUUGGACUCAUUAAUUUGCAAAUUCCGUGGAAGAACAUCCGUAUGGGAACUGGUUGCGUUGAAGCAAGGAUGGGGGGAAAUCGAUUCUUUCCAAUGAGUGCCAGAUUGUGUUGCGCUUUUUUUUUCAUUUUGUCAAAUUUUUUCUCAACUGAAGCUACCUCUGCAUCUCCUGCUCUACCGACAAAAACAAAGAUACAGAGUAGUUGAGCGCGCUGUUGCAACUGGUCUACCAGAAAAGUGGUCCACAGUUUGGCAACGCGCAUUCAGAUCCUCCCUCUUACGAUGCUCCACUUGUUGAAUCCGCAUUGUUAAAUUUACGAUAAAUUUAUCAUAACCGCAAUAAAUCAGUGCAGGCAUUUGGGCUUAAAACUACACAAUCAACACUUUGAGGUUCCUUUUAAUGAAAAUAGAUACAAACUGCAGGGCUGUCAGAUAGCUUUACACAAAUGUUAUCCGACUUUUGAUCCUGUGUUGUUGCGCUGCGAAAUUUUGGUUGGUUAUUUUUUUAACCAUUCAAUAACGAAUAAUACGUUCGACAUUUACUCCAACGUUCUGCCGUGGACUUUGAGACGGACCGGUUCCGAAGGAGAUUGUAUUCAUUCCAUCAAUGUGUGCUGCCUUGCAAACCUGGGGGAUUUCACAUAGUAACAGUACCGGAACGUCGAUCCUUGGACUUACAAACCCUGUCGGAAUUGAAUUUUGCUAUUGCAAUUAUAGAAGAGGACUUCCUUUCUGUCGCUUCCCCACUUCCAAAGCGCGUGGCAGUCAUGGAGUCUUUGAUUUCCAAAGAGUAAAGCUGUUCUUCUUCUGCUUAGGGGUUGCCGAACUAAAUGGUGUCUUAGUCACAUAGAUGUUGUCCUUGGUGUCUCGACUCGAGCCGUCGUGUUAUUGAACUCUAAAGCUGCAAAAGCAUAACGCAAAAGCCAUUCGUGCAGAAGCAGGUCUCACCUCUCGUCAACAGCCCUUGGUGUCUACGUUUAAAUUUCGAGCUGCUCUCUACCCGCCAUUUGUUUUGCAACCCCUAAAUGAUAGAAUUAGGCUCAGAAAUAUAGUGAACGUCCAGGUACAUGUUUGCUGUAACUUACAGUGCUGGUAUCAACUUAUCAUCGCGUGUCUACAGUGUCCACGGUGUCUAAUAGUCAGGUAGACGGCUGUUUCUGUAUCAAUAAAGAUAAUCAAGGUAUGUCAGUAUGUUACGUAUUUCUGUUGAUGAUAUCCAACAACUGUGAAGUUGCAGUGGAAACAAUGUACCUCUAAUUCAGAUCUGAAUUUUCCAUCUUUGUUGGGUGGUCAUUAGUAUUCGGCAUUUUUUUGGGCAUUACCCAAUAGGAAUCGUCUCCUUUUGCACCCAUUAAUAUGUGUUAUUGAAAAUUAUGGCUAAAAAGAUUGCUACAGACUGCUUUAUUUCUCAUGUAACUUUUCUUUUACAGAAAUUCCUGUAUGCAUAUUUGUAUUUCCUCAUUUCCUUAUCGGGGGGCUCCAUUUUUCGGUCUCUAAUUGCUUCUUCAUUUUCAUGGGUAAUAGUGAAGAAUCAAGUGGGAAUCCUUUUGUAUUUCAGGUAAUUAACUAUAGGCCCCUCAAAGUCCCCCAGCCGCGUGUGCCGUACGUGUUGGUUUCAUGCCAGAUUCCUCACAUUUCUUGGGAAUAUUUUAGGAUAUUGUCAUAUUGUCAGUUUUUUUUUUCUUUUUUUGAGAAAGGUACAUUUUCAGAAGCACUCAGACAAGUCGAACCAUUAAAGUACAUCAUGAAAUAUUUACAAAGAAUGAAUUGGGGGAGGGUUGCUUGACAAAAGCCCGUAAAAACAGCGAGAAUUGUAAGCGACGCUGAAACAGUCGAAACCCAGUAGCCAGCUCAGUCCUGUAUCCGAGGGAGAGCGGGUAGCCGAGUGGUUACAGAGGGGUACAUCCCCUCGAACCCUUGACCGAGGCACUCAACACAAACUGCUUCCGUACAAACAUUCAGCUAUAAAACUGGGUUAAGCGUACAUUUGUAAAGUAUGUCAGUGACUUUGGACAAACGCGUCUGUCGAGCAAAUAAAUAAUCAUCCAGGGGUAAACAAGUGUGUCCAUGUGGAAAGAGUAGUCUUCAUGGCCCUCCAUCAUCCAUUGUGGCCGAGGAGAGUAGCAGGCCUCCAGCCCCCUGUAAACCAGUAGCACUUUGAACCAUAACCCUCUGAACGAGAAGUCUGAAGCCCCUUCUGGCCAUCAUUACAAACUGAUUUAUAUUAUCCAAUAAAUGUGAAAAUAUCAACCAAAAAAAAGGAACAUAAAACCAGCGAAAAUUUUUCCAGAGGUCUGCAAAUGAGAAUCCAUUUACUAUAUUUCUACUUCUGAUUGCCAAAUUAAUUGGCGUUUGCGAAACAGCUUACAGCACCGCAACAAUAAAAUGUGGCGUACUCCUGUCUGAUUUCGAGGAAAGCGUUCGGUUGUCUAGCUACCCAAAUGCACAUCUCCAAAUGAAAAUGGGCCUCCACUCGGAUUUUAAAAAAUAACCGUUAAGUAUUGCGCUCAAUCGGUCGAUUAAAGCUCAGAAAUACUUUAUUAAACCAUUUGGCGACAUCCUGUCUAGUAAGCGCUGGUGCAAAUAAUAAUUACAUUUAUUUCACUUACGAGCAAACAAAAUAAUAACGUUUAUUUUCUGUCACAAUGCCAUUUAUUGUUACUUGCCCUUAAAAUCUACUGCGCAGAGGAGUUUGCAAAUGUCGACAGCCGAAACACCUGCAUCGUGACUGCAUCCGCAGACCUAGCUUCACAGUAAGGAUAACGACAAAAGGAAAUAUUUUAUACUCUUCCUGUUUAUACCAAAAUAUUCUUCCUUCUUGCUGAAGUGGACACACA